Messenger RNA from Camellia sinensis, 623 nucleotides. Lineage: Eukaryota; Viridiplantae; Streptophyta; Magnoliopsida; Ericales; Theaceae. The record is from RefSeq and is a predicted model, not a curated record.
GCAUUCAUGAAGUAAGCCUAAAAGUAACUAAUAUGCGAAUGCAUUUUCUUAUCAUUUUAUAAAUUAUUUAUAAAUAGAUUCUACUUAUUUUUUUAUCAGCAAAGGCAAAGGAAAAACACAGCAAUAUCAAAGAAGACAGAAAAGGCUAUGCCUUCUGACAAAGGAAAGGAACAUGCAAAUCUCGUGGCGUACAAUGAUAAUGUGUUAUCAAAAGCUGCAUUGGCUCAACGUGCAUGGCGAGAAUGUGAAAAAAAUCUAAACCCAUGUUCUGCAUACCAAUUAGGACAACGCCUGCGACGAGAACGAGAGAAAUCAAAGAAAUGUAUUAACCCAAGACAACCUUCUUUAACCCCCAAUUGGUCUAUUCCUACAACCCAAUCUAGAAAUGUUGGUGUGGUCAUUCAUGAUGAGCAUGACCUUAAUGUUAUUCGUGUUCGUGCGCAAAAGAAAAAGAAAAGGUCAAUCCAAUGUCUAAGGAAAAAGAAAAGGUGGCUCAUUUUGACAAGAGAAUGACAAAUGCAUGUCAAAUGGUAUAUAUUCCUUUUAAAAAAUAUGAAACAAAACUAUGUGAAUUUGUUACUUUAUGUUGUUUUUGUAGAAUGAUUGUAAUAUAUUCUCCUAUA